AGGGAGCGUUUGAAGUUUGUGCAUUUUGUUUUCUCUUCUAUCUGCAUUCUGCGAGCGACAAUGAGUUCUGCGGGUUCCGGCAGAGGGAAGCCCAAGGCCACCAAAUCCACAUCCCGAUCUCAAAAGGCUGGCCUGCAAUUUCCGGUGGGCAGGAUCGCGCGUUUUCUUAAAGCAGGCAAGUAUGCCGAUCGCGUCGGCGCCGGUGCUCCGGUCUACCUUGCCGCCGUUCUCGAGUACUUGGCGGCGGAGGUAUUGGAACUGGCGGGAAAUGCUGCUAGGGAUAAUAAGAAGAACAGGAUUGUGCCUCGCCACAUACAGCUAGCGGUGAGAAACGACGAGGAGCUGAGCAAGCUUUUGGGCGACGUUACCAUUGCUAACGGCGGCGUUUUGCCCAACAUCCAUCAACAUCUCUUGCCAAACAAAUCAGGAAAGGGGAAGGACAUCGGUUCUGCUUCACAGGAAUUUUAAUUUUCA
This is a messenger RNA of Ipomoea nil (Japanese morning glory), 474 nucleotides long. RefSeq names its product histone H2AX-like. Gene Ontology annotation, cellular component: nucleosome. Bases 61 to 468 code for a protein of 135 amino acids. Gene Ontology annotation, molecular function: protein heterodimerization activity; DNA binding; structural constituent of chromatin. The record is from RefSeq and is a predicted model, not a curated record. Lineage: Eukaryota; Viridiplantae; Streptophyta; Magnoliopsida; Solanales; Convolvulaceae. The transcript has a single exon.